This is a messenger RNA of Trichobilharzia regenti, 5514 nucleotides long. The record is from the annotation of a GenBank genome assembly. Lineage: Eukaryota; Metazoa; Platyhelminthes; Trematoda; Strigeidida; Schistosomatidae.
GUUUGGUGCAAUUUUGAACCGUGGACUCUACGCUCUAGGUCGUUAGCAUCUCUUGUUGACAUAUCAAGAGAAUACAGGAAGUACUCUUAACCGAGUCAUGGAACCCGUCGAUGACAACCUUCCAAUCAAUGUCUUGGAAAGUUCGUCUGACAAUUACUUUUGCACACUCUGCUCUCCUGUCUAUUCCGUUUGUUCAAAUGAAACACAUGCCUUGGAAAUACACAUCAGAUCUGUUCAUCCUGAAAGUAGAAACCUUCGUUGUAUUUAUUGCUCCGAAAUGGUUUCAUCUGCGUCUAUAUCAAAGCACAUAGACAAACAUUUCUGCCCAACGGAUGUCCAGGACUUACCGUACAUUUGUCCAUGUUGUCCGAGAGCUUACAGCACGAUGAAAGCUCUUGCACAGCACGCUUUGACCAUACACAAUAUGAAUAAAAGCGACAUUUUCUUUAAAUGUAACCACUGUGACAUGUCUAUGCAAUCACCUGCAGAACUAAAGACUCACCUUAACAAAUAUUCUCUCGUUUUAUAUCACUGUUGUUUUCCUGAGUGUCAUGUCAAAUCCAAAAACGCAGAAUUAGUUAAGAAGCAUGCUGUGAAUUUCCAUGGAACUAACAGCCCUCUGGUUUUCGCGUCUUAUUCGUAUAUGUGUUCAUGGCCAUCAUCACUACGACCCAUUCGGAUUCAGGAACACUCAUCUGGGAUUAUUAGAUUAAAUAGUCGUGUUCCGUGCACAUUCUUCUGUGCGCAUUGUUCGUUUGGAACAGUUCAUUUGGAAAACUUUGCCCAACACUUGGCGAUAUGUCGGACUAUUUCUUCCCAUCUCCUCAUCACGUCUCUGUCCGUCACCUGUGUUCUUCAUCGUUGUUCUGAAUGCGGCUGGAUGACUAACGUCCGAAGCAUGCUUGCCGAACAUAUUCAAGAUAUGCAUCCCUUACUCUCAGAGGAAGAUGGGAUUAUCACUGAAGACUUCACAGUUCCUAUUUCAGAUGAAUCUAUCACUGAAAAUUAUAAUUUCAUCAGUAAAAAUAUGGAAAAUGUACCUAAUUCUUCACUUCAACAACUACCAAACUUCUUUUCAUCUGGGAAUUCAGCUUUUCUUCAUAAUAACAAUGGGAUCACGUUGCGCCAUGAUCUCCCCUUACUCUGCUCAACCUCAAACUUGUCGGCUGAAGUUGCUAAACAUUUGUCAAAUGUCCAAGGACCGUCGUCAGUUGAUAGUUGUGAAGUUGAUGAAGUAGGAGACAGUGAAGAACAUGCUGGUGUUGAAGGUGAUAACGAUGAGUUAAGGAAUUCAAAUAAGGAUACAGUUUCUAGCAACAAAAUCUCUAAUCCCAAUUCCUCUACCGAUGUUUCUGCAGCAGACUGUAAAUCCGAUAAUAUCAUUGAAACAACUGCUGAAGAAUAUGUUCAAUUAUACUUUAACGAACAAGCAUUUGUAGCUGCUUAUAUGAAAAAUGAAAAGUUUAACAAUCCAAAUAAUGAUGCUGAAAACGAAGAACUACCCGCUGUCUUGGAAAAAUUGCGUCGAUUCGCUAGUUAUCGUGUUCCUAUUCUUGGCCGAGCAAACCAACGCCGUGUUGCUGGUUGCCCUGAAUGCCUUAAACCGUUCAAUCAUGGUUUUACAGACCUCAAGAAGCAUCUUCUGGUAACUCAUCUUGGUGUUCGUCGUGAUAUAUCUCGCUUUACCAUUGAUUUCACUCAUUCAAGCAGAAACCAUACUAGUGGAAUUGCUAUUCAGGCUAGUGAUUCACGUAUUCAUCCUGGUAUUUCUCCCCAGUCAAAACAUCCACUCGGAAUCCGAAAUGGGCGUCUAUCUAGUAAAGCGUUCCGUCGUAAACCUUUCCCGAUUUUGCCUCUCACCAGCCCUCUUUCUAAACGCCCUUCCACGGGUAAUUACGACGAAGCUCAAAAUUCACCAACAGAACCACUAGCUACUGUUUCUUCUGAUGGUCUUCCAACUCUAGUUACUCCUGGGUCUUCGUAUUCUGGUGGAGCUCCAGUACAUCGUGUUAUUCCAGGAACCGGCGUCUCUGAUCAUUAUGAGGACAUGCGGUCGCUAGAAGAGGUCUCUGCUCAAGCACCUAUUGGCCGAGGUGGUAUUAUUCCUCUUGAUGAAAUGGGCAACCCGAUAGUUGCUGCUGUUGUGGCUGCAGGUCAGCCUCAAACUUCUAGUUAUUCAGGUGGUACGGAAAUUUUCCUUCCAAAAGUAGGGCGUCAGCGUAUCCAAUUAGCAUAUUCCUUCCCUGUAUUUAAACGUUUACUGGAAGCCUAUCAAGUUCCAACGCAGGAAAGGAUUCAACUAGUCAACCGCAUGAAUCAUUACGCUAGACUACAUGUCAUAAUGGAUGUCUUAGUUCCCGGGGGAGCGCAAAAACGUUUUUCUUGUCCAACAUGUAUGUAUACUUCGGUGCACUCUCUGGCUGAUAUUCGUAAACAUAUAAUGGGUUCCCACUGUGGCAUUUCUACAAAGCGAUUUAGACUUUGUCUUCGAGCUUCUAGGCACGAUACAACAACAUAUCGCCUACAUUCAGACGACAGAAUGAUUCGGUUUGUAGAAGAUCACAGGCGGCGGCAAAUUCAAAUGACUGACGCAAAAUCAAACAUGAAAGUUGUUUCAACUGACAGUGAUGUUGAAGAAGUAAGAGAAGAGUCAAGUGAAACACAUUCACAGUUGAUGAAUGAAGAGAAUAAUCACUACACAACUGAUCUCUCUAGGUCUCAAGUUUCACUUAAUGAUCAAGAAGAACUUGAAACACAAACUAUCGAAACUGAUUUGUAUGAUGAUAGCCAUCAUGAGGGAAUGCAUGGGGCUGAUGAAGAAAGUGAUAAUCGUUUUCUUACUGCUAACGUGAAUAUCAAUACUAACGAAAACCACACUCCCACUAAGAUGCUAGACAAUAACAGUGUAACAACUAAUGAUACUCAUUUGGAUGAAAGUGGGAAACAGAAUGAAGAACAUCAUCGACGUAUAGAUCUUCCUUUUUCCGACCAUGUACUACGUGCUUUAUUGGAACGAGAAGGUAUGCUGGAUCAGUACGAUGAUUUAGUAGUCAAAAUGCAAGUCUACUCUAAACACCAUCUUACUGUUGUUUCACGUGGGAAUAGAAUUUACUCAUAUAUUUGCGUAUGUGGACGUCGUUUCGCUGUUGUACGUGAUGAAGUUGAAAGUGAUAUCAGGCCAGCAAGUCUAGCUGAUUGCAGACGUCAUAUUCUAGGAGUCCAUGCUCGUAUUCCUCAAGAACUGCUUACUUUGUGUUGCCAGGCAUCUCGUAUCUCCAAAGAAUCAGGUUACAAACUGUAUGCAGACACUUCACUUUUGGCACUAGCCGAACAACAUAAAUUCCGGAGUACCAGGAUUCAAAGUUACAGCCGUAAAUCAGAGGGUGGAAUUUCUCCUAUAAAACGUCCUUUGGAACCUAUUUUAUCCAACGAUAUCGAAGGGAUUCCUGAUACAUGUGUAUCCUCCGCUUCAAAUUCAAGUGUUUUACGGCCUAACACAUCUUUUUCUAGCAUAAGCUUUAAUCAUUCUGCACCUAGUCAAAUUGCUAUUCAUCACUCAUCUUCGUAUUCCACAAAUCAUCCUUUACCACCAAUGUUGCGUGCACCCACUAUCAAGUAUGAGCCUAACGAUUCAGAAGAACCUCCAUCCCCUGAAUAUAAUAAACUCAAUGGUAAACCAUCCUCUAAUGUAAAUUCCUCCAAAAAGUCCCCUGAACCAAAUCCUUAUGCAUUUGAAGAAAGACAUAAUGGACUCGAUCUUGACGCACCCCGUCGCGCUCUCACUUCGGAAGAAGCUGCAAUGUGGAGUAAAAAGUUGGGUUUACCCACUGCCUGGGCUUUGGAAAGAAUCGUCCGAUUACUUUAUAGUCCUGCUGUUUUUGAUCAUCAAGUGAGAUCUGUUUUGCCUGAUGGUGAUAGCUUCAUUGCUAGCUUACAUGAACGAAUGAAAGUGUAUGCUAGACAUUCAGUUUAUAUCACUCGUUUACGAGAUGCUCCGAACCCUACUCAACGUAUUUACGUUUGUUGUGCUUGCUUAACUACAUCACAUCAUGGUUUUGGAGAUGUAAGAAAGCAUAUAUUAGGUGUUCAUGCUCAUGUUCCUGAACGUUUUAAAUCCGCAGCUAUGUGUGCCAGUAGAUUGAACAGGGAUGAUUAUUUUUUGUAUACUGACAGUCAACUCCUGCAACUAGCAAAUACACCAGGUCGAAACAUAAGUUUGUCAACGUUAGGAGCUACAUCAAACAAAACUCUGUCACCUGUAAAUCAUAGUCCUGCAUCACAAAAAUAUCGCCAAAAUGAUUCUGAUUACUUAUCUCCUCAAUAUACUCCUAACAGAAAAAGACGACAUUCUGGUACUGAAAAUGAUUCCCUUGAUUUUAAUAUUAAACUGGAGCCUUCUAGUCAAGUUUUGCGUGAUGAGUCUAUAACACAAACUGCUCAUUUAAAUGGACAUGUUACAAUUUCUCCUGAUUUAUCUGGAAAAUCCUAUGACGACCACGAAGAACAUCGGCCUCCAAUUAUUCUUACUAUCCCACGACCUAAAGCUUUUCAUCCAUCUGAUCAACCAGACGAUGUAACUCCUCGAUUUUCGUCUAUGAAUGAUAUAGGCAAACCUGUCGAUGAAUAUGUAAAUCCAGACGGUGUAUAUACAUCAUCUGGUUCACGUAGUAGACGUUCAAUGAUCCUUAAAUCAAAACGACCAUGUCCAACAUCAACGUAAAUAAUUCAUUAAUAAUAACGUUUUUCGUAUACUUAAACAAACUACAUAAAUUAAACUGAAAUGUAUUACUGUCAAAUAAUAAUUCUCUUGUACAUAUUUUCAACAGCUAUUAUAUAAUACAGAAAAUGAAUACCUCCAAUCACAAAAUUUCACACUUAUUUAUUAGUUAUGUAAUUUAUUUGUAUAACGCAAUUGUUUCAUAGCUUUUUUUUUCUAAUUUCACCUUUUUAUUUAGUGACAUUAUUUUGUAAUUGUUUAAAACUACAAUACAUAACUACGACUGCACACCUUUUUAUAUAGUUAGUUUAUAUUAUUUAUAUUCACGGUAAUAUGUCUUUGCUGGACACAGAUUUCAUCAAUGGAAUGAAUGAAUGAAUGAACAACGAAAUUUGAAGAAAAACAUUGCGGUUAUGUGCUUUUUUUGAGUUAUCACGAGUACUUCCUUUUCUUUCGAUUCGAAAAUCCCCCCUUACACUUACAUUUUUAUUUAACACAACAUUCUAAUCUGUUUUGUAGGUCCUUCUACUGCUUCCUGUUAUCCGUUAUCUGUUUUUACACUCACGCCUUCCUAUUAAGUUAUAUAUAUAUAUAUAUAUAAUUUUCCAAAUACUAUUACAUGCCUAUUUAUACGACAUUCCAAUUUACACUUGUCGCUAAUAUUGUACCUACUUAUGUAUACCUGUUUAUGUAAUAUUAUGAAGUGGUUAAUGUCUCCACCACCCCCCGAGGCAUUAAACUGUUGAUUUUUCUGAUUGUUUUUUGCGAUUUGAUUAAUUAGAAAUUUUUGUGAAAUU